Alnus glutinosa is the source of this 927-nucleotide messenger RNA. RefSeq lists its product as uncharacterized. NCBI's taxonomy places the organism in Eukaryota, Viridiplantae, Streptophyta, Magnoliopsida, Fagales, Betulaceae. The record is from RefSeq and is a predicted model, not a curated record. The transcript is spliced from 2 exons. Bases 1 to 927 code for a protein of 308 amino acids.
AUGGAACUCAAAAAAGAACUGAAUUACCAGAGGCCGAGGCCCAUCCAAGGAAAUCCACCUCCACGCUUGGCUCACAAAUACUGUGCCUUUCAUGAUUCAUAUGGUCACCUGACCGAGCAGUGUGUAUCAUUGAGACAAUUGAUUGAGAAGUUCAUCAAAAACGGGAAGCUAGUCCGAUUUCUUGUUAAUGAGAGAAACCAAAAAGAGCAGGACCAAUAUCCGCGGCCUAGAAGAGAAGAAGAUCGGAAUGAAAGGAGAAACUAUCAACCGAGGAGGGAAGAGAGAAGAGGUAGAAGCAGAGAACCAGCACAUCAGCCUCGAGGGGAAGAAAGAAGGGAAAGAAGUAGGAGUAGAGCUCGGGUGGAGCAGCAAGGCAACCUUCCCAUCAUUCACACCAUCUCGGGAGGAUUUGGAGGAGGAGGAGAGUCCAAGUCGGCUCGGAAGGCUUAUUCCAAGCAGCUGGAUGAUUUCGAAGUGUAUUCGGUACAAAAGCCCCCCAAGUCUCGGAAAUGGAGCUCGGCCGAUAUUCUGUUUAAGUCAGCCUUUGACUACAUGGGAGUCCCACGGGAGAAAGUGGUCUCGGUCUCAUGCCACUUACUGGGUUUCGCUGGAGAGAAGGUGCUGCCUCUCGGUUCGAUUGAUCUCCCUGUGACGGCAGGGACUUAUCCGAGGCAAAAGGUCAUCAUGGUGAAAUUCUUGAUAGUUGACAGAGUUUCAGCCUAUAACGCCAUUAUCGGAAGGACAACUCUCAACGACUUAAAAGCUGUGACCUCAACACCGCAUCUCAGUAUGAAGUUCUCGACAGAAGAAGGAGUUGGAGUGGUUAAGGGAGACCAGAAGGAGGCUAGACGUUGUUACAACUUGUCCUUGAAAAGCACCCCGAGGCAGCACAAUCUGGGCGAGAAAGCUAAGGAGGACGGGAAAUAG